This is a messenger RNA of Giardia duodenalis, 2421 nucleotides long. RefSeq names its product Kinase, NEK. The transcript has a single exon. Bases 1 to 2421 code for a protein of 806 amino acids. Gene Ontology annotation, molecular function: protein binding; protein kinase activity; ATP binding. The record is from RefSeq and is a predicted model, not a curated record. Lineage: Eukaryota; Fornicata; Diplomonadida; Hexamitidae. Gene Ontology annotation, biological process: protein phosphorylation.
AUGACUAAAGCCUUCUUUCAUACCGCUGAAGAGAUAAUAGAGUGCAUGGGUGACGUCAUUGAUGAGGGUGCAUGGGGUGCUGAGCGCCUUCUUAAGAAUCAUCCUAGCAGGGCUGUUCGGGAAAUUAAACUCAAAAGCAUGGACUCUUGUCUUCGAGAAGCUGUUGAAGCAGAGUUGGCAAUCCUCCCCCUCCUGAACCAUCCACACAUUCAGACGUGUGAUCAAGUACUUUUGAGCGGAGAGUUCGCGUAUGCAAUUGUUAAGCAUAGACCGAAGACACUUGCCACUUUAAUUACCAAGUAUCGGGCAGAAAACCGUUUCAUUCCCGUAGAGACAAUGUUCUUUGCUGCCAACCAGAUUGCAGCGGGCCUUGCAUAUCUACAUGCAGAGAAAGCCGAUAGGAGCACAACACCCGUUCCAGCUAUCCUUCAUAGGUCCAUAAGGCCUGCAUCCAUUCUGGUCAGUGAAGAAGAGACGCAGUUUGCUGUCGCCGGUUUUGGACGUCAUCGCGAAGCUCCUCUGGGAGCUCUGAGCCCAUAUGAAGCUCCCGAAGUGGCAUCCGGUGGGGAGCAUAACAAGAACUCAGAUGUUUGGAGCGUCGGCGCUGUUAUUCUUGAACUUAUCACCCUGAAGCAACCUGGGGUCUACGAGCAUGAGCCUAUCCUCGAAGGGUUGCCACAGAGAGCCCAAAACUUGGCUAGACUUGUAUGUUACCGCGUCCUUCGGCAAAAUCCUGAAGAACGUGCAACAGCUGAUGAACUCGCAGAUGCGGUCCAAGCACUGAUGGACGCAGAGAACGUGUCUAGAGCACUAGGGUAUUGUAGGAACGUAGCUGCUAGAGAUAAGGUGCACAUGGCUCGCUAUCUUGAGUUUCUAGAUAAUCAAAAGUAUCUGCAAGCAUCCUUAGCGGAAGUGCAAACAAUGAGCAUGCGGCAUGCAAGUCAGAUAGAAGCCCUUGAAAGAAACUGCAACGCCCAGGCCGCGCAAAUACAGUCUCUUGAAGCAGAGUCUGCAGCUUUAAAGGCCACUGUUGAGCGCUUAGGCUUCUCUGCCGGGCUACUGGCUGCUGUGCGUAACAAUGAUCUUGACGCAAUUCGAAUAUUUGUUGAUAAAAGACUCGGUAUUAGAAAGCAUGAUAGUAAUGGCACAACAGCACUUAUGGUUGCUGCCGAGCGAGGUAGCACAGAGGCUGUUGAACUAUUAGUAGCUAAAGAGAGGCGUCUCUUGGACAAUAAUGGUCGGACGGCCCUCAUGUAUGCUUCUGUUGGGGGGCAUCUUCCAGUUGUUGAACUACUUUUACAGCAUGAGAAAGGUAUCAAGGAUAAAGAUGGCCAUACUGCACUCACGCUGGCCCUCGACAAUAACCAUCUUGACAUUGUUCGGCUUCUCCUCAAGCACGAGAAGGAUGUAGCGAGAUGGUCACCGCUUAUCUGCGCCGCUGCUACGGGCAACCUCGAAGCGGCCAAAAACUACCUUGGCACUAGGACCAAACGGGACAGCUGCGGAAACACGGCUGUCCUCAUUGCCGCAAAGGUCGGAGAUGAGAACAUGGUUGAGCUCAUCGACCCCACAGACAACUCCGGGAUCACUGCCCUUAUGCGGGCCGCAGCCUCUGGAGAAACCCAACUUGUGAAAGCCCUCGUCCCCAUCCAAGCAAAGCGGCAAACUAGUGCAUUACGUUAUCACGAGGUCGGAGCGAAAAGCUGCAAAUUCAAUUCAGGCUCUACAGCGCUUAUGUUCGCUGCAAGGUUCGGUCAGGAAGAAGCCGCACGCAUACUUGUAGGAAGUGAGCUAAACAUGACUGACAACUGGCAUACCACUGCACUCAUGCACGCUUCUGUUGAUGGCCGGUCUUGCGUUGUGCCGCUCUUGCUGCAGGAAGCAGGGAUGCAGAGCAGUGACGGCUAUACUGCUCUCAUGAUUGCUUCUGAGCGGGGCCACUCUGAGGUUGCUACCCUCCUGCAUCACAAGGAAGCACGAAUGCAGAAUGAGGAACUAUGGACUGCCCUCAUGAUUGGCGCAGUCCAUGGCUACAAUUCAAUCACUUAUCUUUUGGCAGAACACGAGGCCCGCAUGCAAGACAAGAAUGGGACAACGGCCUUAAUGAAGGCAGCAGCGACCGGGCAUCCCGAAAUUGUGAUUUCUCUGCGCGACAAAGAGGUAGGAUUUCAGGACAAGUGGGGCUGGUCAGCUCUCAUGUGGGCAGCGUGUGCCGGUGACGCUGACACCACUAAGCUACUUGCUGACCACGAGAAGGGCUUGAGGGCUACGCAGAAGAGAGAGGAGUAUCCACCGGGUAUCACUGCCCUUGGUGUGGCGAGGAUGAAGAUCUAUUCUAAGGUCGACUACCAGGUCGUCAUAGAUAUCCUGUCCCAAUAUCCUGAAGAGGAGUACUUACCUAAGCCUAUAUCUAAUGGAUAA